Molecule: messenger RNA, 168 nt
Organism: Sphenostylis stenocarpa
Lineage: Eukaryota; Viridiplantae; Streptophyta; Magnoliopsida; Fabales; Fabaceae
Source: the annotation of a GenBank genome assembly
CACAACUUCCACAGCGCUGGGUGGGUGAAUAUCGAACAAGUGGCAACCAUCGGAGAGGGGGUUAGCGAUGAAAUCCAGAACUUUGUAUGCUCAUAUCCCUUGAGUGUAAAACUCGACAAUUGGAUGAUUGUUGAAUUAUCCAUGGUGUUCAAUACUGAUAAAAUGUAA